Suncus etruscus (white-toothed pygmy shrew) is the source of this 981-nucleotide messenger RNA. It is a transcript of the gene NKX3-2, whose product is annotated as NK3 homeobox 2. NCBI's taxonomy places the organism in Eukaryota, Metazoa, Chordata, Mammalia, Eulipotyphla, Soricidae. The coding region runs from base 1 to 981 and encodes 326 amino acids. Gene Ontology annotation, molecular function: DNA-binding transcription factor activity, RNA polymerase II-specific; RNA polymerase II cis-regulatory region sequence-specific DNA binding. Gene Ontology annotation, cellular component: nucleus. The record is from RefSeq and is a predicted model, not a curated record. The transcript has 2 exons. Gene Ontology annotation, biological process: cell differentiation; regulation of transcription by RNA polymerase II.
AUGGCGGUGCGCGGGGCCAGCACCUUGACGCCCUUCUCUAUCCAGGCCAUCCUGAACAAGAAGGAGCAGCGCGCAGGGCUGCCCGCUCCGGACGGCCGUGCGCUCCCCGGGGGUACCGCCGUGUGCUGCUGGAGACUUUUCGGGGAGACGGACUCGGGAGCUCUGGGAACCCCGGAGGACUCGCUGCUGGCGUCCCCGGCUCGGAUCAGGACCGCGGCGGGACGCAGCGCCGACAGCCCCGGUGACUGGGACUCGGACUCAGCGCUGAGCGAGGACCACGAAGGCGGGAGGCGCUGCGUCCACCCGCCGGGGCCCGGAGCGGCCGGGGGGACCCUGAGCCACCGCGGACAGCCCGUCUGCCAGCUGCCCGCCGCCGCCAAGGAGCUGGAGGAGGAAGCCGCGGGCCGCAGCGACAGCGAGAUGUCGGCCAGCGUCUCAGGCGAUCGCAGCCCGAGGCCGGAGGACGAUGCUGCCGGGCCCAGAGGUGCCCACACGUCCCGGCUGGGGAGCGGCGACGGUGGUGGCGGCGGCGGCGGCCCGGCAGGCUGCGCGGAAGAGGAGGAAGAGCCGGCCGCCCCCAAGCCCCGCAAGAAGCGCUCCCGGGCCGCCUUCUCGCACGCGCAGGUCUUCGAGCUGGAGCGUCGUUUCAACCACCAGCGUUACCUUUCGGGGCCCGAGCGAGCCGACCUGGCCGCGUCGCUGAAGCUCACCGAGACGCAGGUGAAAAUUUGGUUCCAGAACCGUCGCUACAAGACCAAGCGCCGGCAGAUGGCCGCGGACUUGCUGGCCUCGGCGCCCGCCGCUAAGAAGGUAGCCGUGAAGGUGCUGGUUCGCGAUGACCAGAGACAAUAUCUGCCUGGAGAGGUGCUGCGACCCCCGUCUCUAUUGCCCCUGCAACCCUCCUACUAUUACCCCUAUUACUGCCUCCCCGGCUGGGCGCUCUCCCCGUGCGCCACCGCCGCAGCAGCUGGCACUCAGUGA